CAGUAUCCUAAAACCAGCACGAUGCCUGGACUCAUUAACAAGGAGAACCAGAGCGCCCUGCCCCUCAGCGUCUCUGACAUCACUUCCUGUGUCAGGGGCUACACUCUGGCUCUGACAGCCUCCAUGACCUACGAAAACAUUGAGGAUCAUGCAAUCGAGGGGAUCUUUAUUUAUCCCCUGGAGGAAAACUCCAUCGUCGUCGGGUUCGAGGCGAUGAUAUCCAGUCAGAUCAUCACACUGCAAAUCAAGGACAAGGCAAAGAUUGAGGACUGUUACCAGGACAGCUGCCACACGUCUAAUGGAGGCCUCCAGAGUGGCAGUGGACACAUAGUGUUGGAUGAGGAUUUGGAGAGGACGGUGUUGGUGGUUAACCUUGGAAUCAUCCCUCCUAUGGAGACAGUCCAUAUUCUGGUCAGUACCUCCUCGGAGCUCUCCACCCUGCCCAGCGGGGGCAUCCGGGUGUCCUCCCCACCGGUGUGCACACCUCGGGUACAGAGGACGAUCAACGAGGAGCAGGGUCUGUCCCCGAACUUCUCAAGACCGCGGGACAGACAUCCCUGUGCCACAAGUCCUCACGAUCAAACCCCCAACUCUCCCCAGCUGUGGUUGACCUCCCUGCUGGAGGAGGAGGCCAUCAACUCCAUGGACUACAAGUUCAACUUCCAGCUGGAGAUACGUGCUCCUUACCUCCUUGCAGGUGUCGAGAGCCCGUCUCACGCCAUCCGAGCUGACGCUGACCCUCUGGCCCGCUCCGCCACCAGUGUGGUCGUCACUCUGGCGGACAAAUACACGUACGACUGCCCCGUCAACAUCCUCAUUUACCCCAGCGAGCCUCAUCUGCCUCAUGUGCUCGUUGAGAACGGAGACAUGACACAGGAGGAGUACGACGAGUAUCUGCACGGCCGCGGUGAUUUCAUCAAGGCCACUAAGAAGGACUCCAGCAACGAGAGGAAAGUGGACGUCAUUCACAGGCGUCUCCACAAGGACAUCCUCCACAACCCUGUGGUCAUGCUGAACUUCUGUCCUGACCUCAAGUCCAUCAGCUCCGACCUGAGGAAGGUGCACGGCGAGUUCGUCUUCCUCAUCGACCGCAGCGGCAGCAUGAGCGGGGUCAACAUCAACCGCGUGAAGGACGCCAUGGUGGUGAUUCUGAAGAGCCUGGUGCCCGGCUGCCUCUUCAACAUCAUCGGCUUCGGCUCCACGUUCAAGUCGCUGUUCACAACCAGCCAGAACUACGAGGAGGAGGCCGUGUCCCUGGCGUGCGAGUAUGUCAGGAAGAUCAGAGCCGACAUGGGGGGCACCAACGUGUUGGCGCCACUCACCUGGAUCCUGCGACAGCCGACGUUCAGCGGACACCCCCGCCUGCUGUUCCUGCUCACCGACGGGGCCGUCAGCAACACGGGCAAAGUGAUCGAGCUGGUCCGCAGACACGCUCGCUACAGCAGAUGCUUCACAUUCGGCAUUGGGCAAAACGCCUGCAGGAGGCUGGUGCAGGGGCUGGCGACCGUCUCAAGAGGGACGGCAGAAUUCCUGGCAGAGGGCGAGAGGCUGCAACCCAAGAUGAUAAAGUCCCUGAAGAAAACCAUGUCUCCGGUGCUCAGCGACAUCUCCAUCGAGUGGCUCUUCCCCGAGACAAAAGAGGUGCUGCUGUCUCCUGUGGGCAACACCUUCCUGUUUCCUGGGGACAGGCUGAUUGGGUACAGCGUGGUUUGUGACACCACCCGUUACCACGUCAAUCCCAAAUCUGACAAGAGGAGGCGCUAUAGCAUGAUGCGCUCCACCGAGUCAGCCAGCUCUGUGUUCUACCACUCUCAAGAGGAGGACCCAGGGAGGAGCGUGGACAGGGAGGCGCUCUCCGGGCCUCUGUAUGACUCCUACCAGGACUCCAUGACCGACGGCAGCCCUGUCUCCACGGAACAAGACACCACGGGGUUGGAUCAGACGUCCCCGAGGAGAAGGGCGUACAGCACCAACCAGAUAAUCGACUACAACCCAGCGAAGAAGGUCUUCACCCCCAGCGACCCCAGCUCUGUGGUGGCCAAGAAUCCCCUGAGGAGAGCGAAGGUCCAGGAGCUGAUCGGCCAGAUGAGUCCGGAGCACGAGGCCCAGUGGAAGAAGGACUACCAGCCACAGUUGGCGAGCCUGUGCGCCUCGUCUUCCAGAGGGCGUCCUGCCAUCUGCCAGCGACCGCUCCCUCAGCAGGAGCCGGCGCCGCUCCCUCAGCAGGAAGCCGACUCUGAGCCUCAUUUCCCUCUGCAGCCACAAGACGACCCUCUGCCCGGUAGCAUCAGCAGCGGCGGCUUGGUGCCAGCAGCUCAGAACACAGCUGGGGAGGAAGCGUCCAGAUCCUCCACUGACAGCCCGUCUGUCAGCAGCAGCGGAGGAGACACAGACGGUUAUGGACACCAGUUGUGUCAAGCUGAAACCCCACAGGAGACCCACGUGUCGGUACUGGGCUCUGCCAACCACCACAGGGCCGACUGCAAGGCCGUGGUGUCCGGGCUGCUGAGCGGGAAGCCCGUGAAGUGGGAGGUGCUGUUCGAUAUCGAGCCGUACCUGAACGGGCGGGAGCGCGAGGAGAAGGUUCACGAGGAGCUGUGGAACGAGACCUUCCACCACCUGGCCGGUCACUCCAUCAUACACGACUUCGAGCACAUGGCGGACAAGGAGUGUGAGAUCGAGCACGGCUCUGGCAGGAAGUACCAGCAUUAUGCGAUUCACACCAGCAAAUCCUGCAAUAUACUGAGCAAAUACACAGCGUUCGUUCCCAUCGACCUGGACACGAACGAGUAUCUACAGACGUGCAUUGAACACUUAAACCCCUGCGAAGGUCUGAAGAAGGGCUCACACUCCGGCUCUCGCUCGGGGAGCAGGAAGAACCGAGGCUACUCCAUCGGACUGGGUCGCUCGCAGUCCGGCGGCAUGUCGCAGGAAGCUGAGGACGUCCAACUGCUGCCCAACAGUGGAGAGGAUGGCGUCUCUCCGUGCAGCACCCCCUCCUCCUCUGGCUGGGAGAGAUGCAGCUUCACAGAGGCCGCCCAGAGGAGUCCGUCUGUGACCUCGGACCAAUCACAGAAAUCGGUGGAGAGCCUUUUUUCUGCCAGGUUGGCCCUCAGCAGGACUCGUCUCCUGACCCGAGCUGCCAAAGGCUUCAUGUGUCGAUCUCACAGCAGGUCCGGUGAUUCAAUCGGAGACAGUGACAACGAGAACAAAGACUACAUUCCUGUGGUGUUGUUGCAGUUGGCAUGUGGAGCUUUUCCUCUGGACACAGCUCUGUGUGACGCCAUUAAUGUUCCCAUGGACAAGCUCAAGUGGACGUCCCCUUUCACCAGCCUGCGCACCAGCCUGGGCCACUUGUCUCACUCCAGCAGCCGCCGCACCGAGAGCGCAGAUCACGGGCACAAAUCCCAGUGUGAGCCAGAAACAUAUCAACCACCAGCAGAGCAAACUGUCGGCAUCUCCAGCCCCUCUCAUCUGCCCCGGAGCGCCUGGACGGAGUCUUCUCCUGCCUCACUGGGAAGUCCCUCCUGUGCUGCCGAGCCCCCGGUCUCCCCACACUCCACUGGGGACAGUGGUCGGAGCUCUGGGUCCGGGGGCCUUGAAGGAGCGUCACCCGGCGGCGUGCUAAAGAGGAUGCUGAACCCUGAGAGCAUGCUGUGGGCCACAGCUGUGGCCCUCGCCUGGCUGGAGCACAGCUCGGCCAGUUAUUUCAUAGAGUGGGAACUGGUGGCGGCCAAGGCCAGCAUGUGGAUGAGUGCGCAGGACAUCCCGGAAGGUCGAGAUUUAGCCUCCAUCAAGGCUGCUGCCAACCAGCUCUUCAUCAUCCUCAGACACUGGGAUGAGAACCUGCAACUGAACAUGCUCUGUUACAACCCUAACAGCGUCUGAGCCCUGCGGAUACAGACCCACUCAAUCCCAUACGAUACUAUGCUAACUGAGGCUGUUCUGUUUCUCAUUCUGCAGUAUGUUUCUGGACUCUGAUUUUGCCGUCGCAGUAGUGAACAAUGUGUUUCUUCUUCUGUUCGUGUGCUGUUCCUCCAAAACAUAUCACAGGCUCUCAGAGGCGCGAUGUGCAAGCUAUUACCUCGCUGGUGCCAUAUACUGUAGCUGGAUCCCCGUCAGCAAGGGGUCUGAUCAGAUCUCUGCCUCUGGUUUGAGUUUCAAGGAGAUGAAUGUCAGUAUUUUAUUAGUAGCAUGCUGGACCGCUGACCAUCAACAUUUGAGAAAAGCUCUUAAAUGUCCUCAUAUUGAUGUUAAUGGGGAAAAUGCUGCAAAAAACAAUGGAAAACUGUUCCACCGACUGAUGCAUUUACAGUUUUUACAUCUACUGAUUGUAUUGUGAAACACAUCUGGGUAGUUGCUAGCAGUCCAGUCUUUUCUAAUGUCACCAUUACAGUGUUCUUAAUAUUUGCCAUUGUGCUGUUCGAUAAAAGCAGAGACAGAAAAAUAUGCAAACAAAGCUAAAGAAAAUAUAAAAUAUGUGUUAAGAUUACGUUUCAAAAAUAUGUGGCUUGGGUGGGAAUCUGAAUGUGUAUCCCACUGGCAUGUUAUUCAUUCUUUAUGAUACACACAGUUUAUAUUUUUUCUUUUGUUCUUAUAUGUAGAGAUUAACACACAAACCUGGAUUCGGUUGCACCAGCUGUUGGCAACCUCAUAAUGAGCUUAGUUAUAAUCUAAAUUAAGCUAAUUUAAUAUGAUCAUGCCUUACUUGUUUAAAAGGGGGUUACAUCACACAAGCUAGUUCUCAUAUAAGGUUAGCCUGGGAAUUUUAUGGAAUUUUGUUUUUGGAACAUUGGCUGCACCUCUCCCCUUUACCCAACUUUUAUUUUGAAAACCCCUGAGUAAGUCAAACAGCUCAUUAGUGACUUGCACCCAAUUUAAGUCUUUACCAGCAAAGAAAAUCCUCAAUUACCCUCAACUAAUUUAUUAAAUCAUUAGUUAGCUAAUUAGAACUAUGAAGAAGUCUACAGGCAAAUUGAGUAAUAGAUUCACAAACAGCUAGCGCACCCUGAUUCCAAAGUGGGCGGCGACCAGCCCUGUUCUGUGAAUCAGAGGAAAGACUCAGUCAGUCAUUGUCACUCACCAAGUGCCUCACCAAGGUUUAAAGUCGGAAGAAAAUGCAGAUCUGUCCACUGCAGUUCUAUCAGUGUUGAUAAUGACUAUAUAUAUAAUAUAUAAUAUACAGCGGGGACCCUCUUCUUGAUUCUUAUCGGUGACCUGUAUCAUCCUCUUCUAAUAUCCAUUUAUUUUUAUCACUCCAUCACAGUGUUGCUUUACUCAGGUAUUCUGUCAUUUUCUUUGUAACUCAGGCCGAAUUGCAUAGUGCUUCUGCAUGCACAUGUGUUUGUGUUACGGUGUUUAAUGAAUGAAAAGAGCCUGAAGUGCAGUAUUUUUACUCACUGAAAUGAAAAUAAAAAUAUAGUAGAUGUCAUAUUCUAAUAUUUUUGUGCCGUAAAUCGCUGUAGUAAGUGCAGCUAUAGUUGUAUUAUGAAGUAUUUUUUUAUGUAGCGGGUCAGUUGUAUGGUGCAGUAACUUUCGAUUUGCUGUGUGUGCCUUUCUAAAUGAUUGUUGACUGUUUGGAAGCUUCUGUGGUGUCUUUAUAUCUGUCGACGCAGUGGCCAGCU
Molecule: messenger RNA, 5624 nt
Organism: Platichthys flesus (European flounder)
Lineage: Eukaryota; Metazoa; Chordata; Actinopteri; Pleuronectiformes; Pleuronectidae
Gene: vwa5b1
Product: von Willebrand factor A domain containing 5B1
Exons: 21
Coding region: 22-3888 (1288 amino acids)
Source: RefSeq, a predicted model, not a curated record